Molecule: messenger RNA, 600 nt
Organism: Puccinia graminis f. sp. tritici CRL 75-36-700-3
Lineage: Eukaryota; Fungi; Basidiomycota; Pucciniomycetes; Pucciniales; Pucciniaceae
Exons: 2
Coding region: 1-600 (199 amino acids)
Source: RefSeq, a predicted model, not a curated record
AUGUUCCAAACCGCAAACGAGCUUUUAUCUGAUUUUAUUGAGAACCCAGCAGUUUUAGAGCCUACCCCAGAAACAGCUUUGAUUGCUCAGCGCCGUGCCUCUGGACAACCCUCUUCAACACUCUUCAAGGAGAAAGACUAUGGAUUGCCAGUUGAACAACCUAAUCUGUCUCCGGAAUUCCGCAAGAUCAUUGAGAAUUUUGAUAAGAUAUGGGACAAGACAAAAGCGAAAUCAAUUGAAAAAGGCGAAAUCUCUGAUCGUGUGCAACUUGGGAUAACCGUCCAACACUUUCAUUCACAUUUCAGAAAUGCCUUCCAUUCCAGACUGCUGGAGAAGUGUAAGAAUAUGACGGCAGACGAGCUAGCAAAGCUUCAAUCAAGCACCCCCACUGCUGAAUUGAAGGCAAUUCACAUGCAACUUGAUGAAGUCAAGAUCUUGUCACAUCUCCUUAGACUGAAACACGUGGCCACAAAAUUUGAGGACAUCAAUCAGGAUCUAAUAAGCAAUCUGAUUGUUUCUUUCGCCACAAAAUUUGAGGACAUCAAUCAGGAUCUAAUAAGCAAUCUGAUUGUUUCUUUUGUCUUGCAAACUCACAUGUAG